AUGUCGGAUCAACAAUACGAUGAAAAUUUCGUUGAAGAAUCAAAUUAUUCAAGUGGAGGAGAAGAAGAAUCUAUCAGAACCUCUUAUGACCCUAUUAAAAUGACCCCACAAUAUCACAUACAAAAAGCCGAUACUGCUUUACAAAAUUUAAAAAACGUGGUGAGUGAACCAGGAUGGAAAAAAGAGUUCCAACAUAAGAAUGGUGUGGUGGUUUAUAAUAAACCUGGAAUCUCGAAAGGUGAUAAAUUACCGGUCUUUAUGGGUGAACAUGUAAUUGAUGGGUACACUCCGCAAUCUGUUUUCGCCGUUAUUAGUAUGAGAAAACUUUGGGAUGAUUGGUAUGAGGAGGGAAGUCUCGUUGAAAAUUUAAACGAAACAACAAGUUUAACUUACAUGGUUAUGCAAGCAUUGGCCGGUUCCAAAACUAGAGAUUUAUCCUUGGUGGAAAGGAUUGAAUGCACCGAAGAAGGAGCGAUCUAUUUUGUGACUACCUCGGUUGAGACCUCAAAAGUCCCAAUCAUCGCUAAUAGGAUCCGGGCUCACAUUCAACUUAAUGGGUGGAUUCUCGAACCUUUGACUUACGAUCCACCAAAGACAAAACUUACUUAUGUUCUUCAAACCAAAAUUAAAGGAUGGGUUCCGUCAAUCCUUGCAAAGACUGUUUUGUCAAGACGUCCCCUUGUGAUGAAUACUAUUGAUCAAUAUUUGAAAAAGAAUGGUCCUCCCCCAAUAAUAAUUGAAUCCACCCCUCCAGUAUCUGCUCAUGAAGUUUCUCCUAACGUUGUAAAUGAUAAUCGUAAUUCGGAAGAUGCGGAAGUUAAAGUUGCGAGGAAGAAAAUCUCAUUUACGGUUAUACGUGAUGUUUCCGAGAAACUAAGUUCAACUAAACAACAUGAAAACUCGAUUUCCACUAGAGAAAUUCCAAAUGGUUCCUUGUCUCAUCAGGACGAUUCACAUUCGCCUAAAAGUCCUCCAUCAUCAGAUGUUCCACAAUCUUCUUCAUCAACAACUCAAUCCUCGCUUAUUGAACAAGAUUUUUCAACGACGGCACAAUCAUCGUCUAUUCAACAAGAUUCUUCGACAAAGUCACAAUCAUCGUCUAUUCAACAAGAUUCUUCGACAAAGUCACAAUCAUCGUCUAUUCAACAAGAUUCUUCGACAAAGUCACAAUCAUC
Funneliformis mosseae is the source of this 1175-nucleotide messenger RNA. The record is from the annotation of a GenBank genome assembly. Lineage: Eukaryota; Fungi; Glomeromycota; Glomeromycetes; Glomerales; Glomeraceae.